CAAGCAACAACAUAUACAAAGUUCGACAAAAUUGACUGAACUGCACAGUCCUAGUAGCAGCCAUGGAUUCCGACUUACACAACAAAGCGUUAACAAGCACUCGCUUUUCUGAACUCAACCCACCACUUUCUGAUCCCGUUCUCCAAGCUCUCUCUCAUUCAGGUUUCGACUUCUGCACUCCCGUUCAAGCCGCCACCAUUCCUUUGCUCUGCACCUACAAAGACGUUGCCGUCGACGCCGCCACCGGUUCAGGAAAAACCCUAGCUUUUGUCAUUCCACUUGUCGAGAUUCUUCGCCGCUCCGCUUCUAAUCCCAAACCUCACCAGGUUCUGGGAGUAAUUAUAUCUCCUACAAGAGAACUAUCAUCCCAAAUAUAUCAAGUUGCACAACCUUUCAUUUCAACUUUAUCCAAUGUUAAGUCGAUGCUACUUGUUGGUGGAGUGGAUGUAAAAACAGACAUGAAGAAAAUUGAGGAAGAAGGGGCAAAUAUAUUAAUUGGCACCCCUGGCCGAUUACAUGACAUUAUGAAUCGAAUGGAUGUCUUGAAUUUCAAAAGCUUUGAGAUUUUGAUUUUGGAUGAGGCUGAUAGACUCUUAGAUAUGGGAUUCCAGAAGCAGUUAAAUGCAAUCAUAACUCAGUUGCCUAAGCUUCGAAGAACUGGCUUAUUCUCUGCUACUCAAACUCAGGCUGUGGAAGAGCUUGCAAAAGCAGGAUUGAGGAACCCUGUGAGGGUUGAAGUUCGAGCAGAAACAAAAACAGAUAAUGAUCCUUCAGCAUCAAAGCAGCUCGAGUCUUCGAAGACACCUUCAGGUCUUCACAUUGAGUACUUGGAAUGUGAAGCAGAUAAGAAGCCGUCACAGCUAGUAGAUUUCCUUAUUAAGAACCGCUCAAGAAAAAUUAUAAUAUAUUUCAUGACUUGUGCUUGCGUUGACUAUUGGGGAGUUGUUCUUCCUCGCCUUUCUGUUUUGAAAGGCUUCUCCUUGAUCCCUCUUCAUGGAAAGAUGAAGCAGACUGUCAGGGAGAAGGCCUUAGCUUCAUUUACAUCGCUUUCAAAUGGAAUUCUUCUCUGUACGGAUGUUGCAGCACGUGGGCUUGACAUACCUGGUGUAGACUGUAUAGUGCAGUAUGAUCCUCCUCAAGACCCAAAUGUUUUCGUACAUAGAGUUGGUCGAACUGCUCGGUUGGGUAAACAAGGACAUGCUGUUGUGUUCUUAUUACCAAAGGAGGAAUCUUACGUCGAAUUUCUUCGUAUAAGAAGAAUUCCUCUUCAAGAGAGAAGAUGCUCUGACGAUGUAUCUGAUGUUACUUCCGAGAUUCGUUCUGCUGCAGCGAAAGACCGGGAUGUCAUGGAGAAGGGAGUUAGGGCAUUUGUUUCUUACAUCCGUGCUUAUAAAGAGCAUUGCUGCUCUUAUAUUUUCAGGUGGAAAGAACUUGAAAUUGGCAAAUUAGCCACGGGACAUGGCUUAUUGCAGCUUCCAUUAGUGCCGGAGGUAAAGCGCCACUCGCUGUCCACUGAGGGAUUUGAACCAGUUAAAGAUAUCAAUUUGGUGGACAUUAAGUUCAAGGAUAAAUCGAGGGAAAAACAAAGGAAGAAAAACCUUCAAGCAAAGAAAGAGACCAAAGAGAAAGAGCCAACACCUAAAAAACCAAAGAAAACUCCGGAUGCUACUGUCAUGAGGAAGAAAACAGCUAAACAGAGACGCGCUCAGCAGACAGUUGAAGACGAGGAAGAGUUGAUGCAAGAGUACCGCUUGUUGAAGAAAUUGAAGAAAGGAACCAUAGAUGAGGAUGAAUAUGCUAAGUUGACAGGCACUGAGGAAUUAUAGUUGACAGUGGGCUAGUAAAUUAUAGCAUCUUUUGAUGCCACAUGUAUCCUCUAAAAGAUAUGAGAUAUAUACAUUUUUCACUGGUGGUGCAGCUCAGAGUUCAGAAGAUCGACUUCCUUUUUGUUGCCGAUAGAGAGACCUUUUUGGCCAUAGAUUGGAUGAGUGACAUUUACAGAUUACAGUACAUAGAAAGUGAAGUGCAGGGAUUUGGAAAGGUACUAGUCGUUGGAUGAGAUCGCCUUUUAAGGUUAUGAACAUCGGGAAGAUUAAUAUUAUUCAAAAUGUUUUUUGCCUGGUAUCUAGUUGCUUUUUAAUAGUCUUUACUUAUAUACAUUGUUCACGUGCCUUAGUUUAGUGUGACAAUAUGCAGCAUAGAAGUUGAAUUAUGUUCUAGGUAUUUGUAACAUUAAUAAAGGAAGUCAUAUGACCAAUUUUGUUUUUUACUCAUUACUAACUGUUAGUGAUUUAUGGCCCUCGCUUAAAUGAAGGGGAACUUUCCAUUUUAUGCU
Molecule: messenger RNA, 2335 nt
Organism: Cicer arietinum (chickpea)
Lineage: Eukaryota; Viridiplantae; Streptophyta; Magnoliopsida; Fabales; Fabaceae
Product: DEAD-box ATP-dependent RNA helicase 18
Molecular function (GO): nucleic acid binding; ATP binding
Source: RefSeq, a predicted model, not a curated record